Molecule: messenger RNA, 1167 nt
Organism: Mesorhabditis spiculigera
Lineage: Eukaryota; Metazoa; Nematoda; Chromadorea; Rhabditida; Rhabditidae
Source: the annotation of a GenBank genome assembly
AUGAUAGGUGGAGUCGGAUCCGCUCGCGGGUCGCACUUCAUCGAUCGGGAGAAUCACGAUGACGCAAGGAUCUACCGCAACCCGAACCACCGAACGCCGGUCCCCGUGGAUGGACGACGAAUUGGAGGCCGUGCCGACCUGGCAAGGAACUUCUUCGCCAAACACGUCACACCGCAUCAGAAACGCUUCGCGUCCCAGGGUUUUCCCGACAAAUCCGCAUAUCGGGAACUCGGGACGCUCGGGCUCGCCGGCAUGUCGAUCCCCACCCAGUACGGCGGCGGAGGAGGAACGUUUGCGCACGACGCCGUGCUGUUCCACGAGCAGGUCAUGGCGGGUGAUCAUUCACUCCAACUCGGCGUGCACUCGGGAAUCGUGCCGCACUACCUCAAUGCCUACGCCGAUCACGAGCACAAACUGCGCUGGCUACCGAAGCUGGUGAGUGGCGAGUGGGUGGGCGCAAUCGCCAUGACCGAGCCCGGCACCGGAUCCGACUUGCAGAACAUCACCACCCGCGCCGUCCGCGACGGUGACGACUAUCUGAUCAGCGGCGCAAAGACAUUCAUCUCGAACGGUCGCAAUUGUGAUCUGGUGAUCAUUGCCGCCAAGACCGAUCCCAGCCUCGGAGCGCGUGGAGUGUCGCUCAUCGUGGCCGAGGUCGAUGACAACACACCGGGUUUCGAGCGCGGGCGAAUACUCGAGAAGGUCGGACAGAAGGGCCAGGACACCACCGAGCUGUUCUUCGACCGCUUGCGGGUGCCUGCAACAAACCUGCUCGGGGACCGCGAAGGCAAAGGGUUUGCCCAGCUGAUGCAGCAGCUACUGCCCGAACGAUUGAUCUGUGGGGUUGCAGCCACUGCGGCAAUGGAGCGUGCCGUCGCCCUCACCGUCGAGUACACCAAAUCCCGAAACAUGUUCGGGCAAACGCUCUUCGAUCUGCAGAACACCCGCUUCGAACUUGCCGAGUGUGCGUCCAUCGCUCGUAUCUCACGAACGUUCAUCGACGACUGCAUCGUCAAAUACCUUGCCGGGCAGCUCGAUGCGACUACCGCCGCGAUGGCCAAGUACUGGCUCACCGAUCAGCAGUGCGCCAUGUACGCCGACGCUCGUAUUCAGCGAAUCUACGCCGGAUCGAACGAAGUCAUGAAGGACCUCGUGGCGAGAUCACUC